AUGGCUGUUGGUGCUUCGGCCGUGUCUCACAAUGAGGCGAAUGCCUACACACAUCUUAUGGACCCGCGAAGAAAGUGGUAUAACAACAGACGGCUCAUCGCUCUGAAUGCGUGGAUUGUUCUGUUGUUGAUCACUUCCAGCACGAACGGAUAUGAUGGGUCGAUGGUUAACGGCUUGCAGUCUCUCCCGCAAUGGGAGCAGUCGUUCAACAACCCCACCAAAGGAAAACUAGGGCUGCUCAGUGCGAUACAAAACAUCGGUGCUCUUGCGGGCUAUCCUUUCGCUCCAUAUCUUUCUGAUGGAAUUGGCCGACGAGCAACAGUUUUCAUUGGCGCACUCAUCAUGGUGAUCGCGACUGUCAUUCAAACCGCUGCACAGUCGGUGGGGAUGUUUAUUGGUGCUAGGUUCAUUCCUCAUUGGUUUCGGGCUGACAUUCGCUGGCAAGCUUUACUGAGAUUUGAUCUCUUGUUAAAAUUCACGUCGUGCUUAGCUAAUGCUGCUCCAAUGCUUGUAACGGAGUUAUCAUACCCUAAAUAUCGCGCAUCGCUCACAUCGGCUUACAAUUCCCUGUGGUACUCCGGUGCGAUUGUAGCAGCCUGGACGACUUUCGGCACCUUCAAGAUCAACAGCACUUGGUCAUGGCGCGUUCCGUCAGCCCUCCAAGCGCUUCCCAGCGUCCUUCAAGUCCUGCUCGUUUGGUUUGUUCCGGAAUCACCUCGUUACCUCGUGAGCAAGGGUCGCGAGACCGAAGCACUGAAGACUUUGGCAUACUAUCACGCUGAUAGCAAUGAAGACGAUCCCCUUGUGCGAUACGAAUUUGAAGAGAUCAAAUCGGCCAUCGAGUUUGACAAGACUGUUGCACAAAACAUUGGCUGGCAUGCCUUCAUUUCAAGCCCUGGUAACCGAAAACGUGUCCGCAUCAUUGUCGCCAUCGCAUUCUUCUCGCAAUGGUCGGGCAAUGGACUUGUUUCUUACUAUCUGAACAAGGUCCUUGACCAAAUGAGCAUCACCAACCCCACAACACAGCUACUGAUCAAUGGCAUUCUGUCGAUUUGGAACCUCGGAUGGGCAUUAGCUGCUUCAUCCAUGGUUGAGCGCUUUGGGCGUCGACUUCUCUUCCUUACCUCUGCUGUCCUCAUGACCAUUUUUCUCGCCCUCCAAACAGCGUGCUUUGGGCGCUUCCGUGUUGCGGGAGACUUCCAUUCAGCACACGCCGCGCUUGCAUUCAUUUUCUUGUUCUAUGCUGCUUACGAUAUUGCCUUCAGUCCCCUCAUCGUUACCUACACGCUCGAAAUCUUGCCAUAUAAGCUUCGUGCCAAGGGAUUCAACAUAUUCAACUUCACGAUCUCUCUUGCUCUCAUAUUCAACCAAUACGUCAAUCCAAUAGCUUUCGAUGCAUUGAGUUGGAAAUACUACAUUGUUUAUUGCGCAUGGCUCGUUUGCGAAACGAUCUUCUUGUACUUCUUCGUGAUCGAAACGAAGAACCGCACUCUCGAGGAAACGGCGGCCCUCUUCGACGGCGAGGACGCGACGGAGCAGAUUGCUGAUGCAGCCGCUAAGCAGGCGGGAGCUGUCCAUGACAUCCUGGAGGAUUCCGAGAAAGCAGCUUCAGGUUCCGCGAUUCACGAAAAGUAA
Mycena indigotica is the source of this 1635-nucleotide messenger RNA. Its product is annotated as Lactose permease. Gene Ontology annotation, molecular function: carbohydrate:proton symporter activity. Gene Ontology annotation, cellular component: membrane. Lineage: Eukaryota; Fungi; Basidiomycota; Agaricomycetes; Agaricales; Mycenaceae. The coding region runs from base 1 to 1635 and encodes 544 amino acids. The transcript has 11 exons. The record is from RefSeq and is a predicted model, not a curated record. Gene Ontology annotation, biological process: carbohydrate transport; transmembrane transport.